GGAGGAAAGUAGGAGGAGGGCUGUGCGCAACGUCGGUGCCAAUAGGCGCAGCGCUAUCUAAUUAAACCCCUACCACGUAAUCCCAACGACACCAUCCCCCCGUUUAAAUCCACUCCACCGGCUCACACCACUUAAACACACUGUCCUCCGCUGCUAUCCCGUCCCGGCCCCUGGAGGAGAGGAGAACGCCAGCAGCAGCAGCAGCAGCAGCCAGAACCGGCUCCGCACCGCAGCACCAUCACUGCUGCCUCUCGCCUGCACAGUAACAUGGUUUGCAGGGCUCGGCUGCUGUAGCCAAGGGCCACUUUAGUCAGUCACUCAGCCAGUCAGUCGGCGUGUGUGGAUGUGUGUGAGUGUGCAGUAAGACACAGCGGUAACCAGACGGAGAUCUCGAACUCGAGCUGUCCAGCAUCUCACUGUCGUCCAGGAGCUCCGGAGAAAGGCCCAGCAUCCCCGCAUCUCUUCCCGGCUGUCCUGCACUCCAGCCCCGCUGAACCGGAGCAGGGAUAACCCCCUCCCUCCCCAGCUGCACCGACACUACCUCGGCUUUAUCGGGUGUGAAAAGCGGCCUGGCUAGAGCUAUAGUUGCUGUUGUUGUCAAGGAAACCGAGAGUCGUGUCCCGUUACUAUGGGGAAACAGAACAGCAAGCUGCGGCCAGAGAUGCUGCAGGACCUCCGGGAGAAUACUGAGUUCUCUGACCAUGAGCUGCAGGAGUGGUACAAGGGUUUCUUGAAGGAUUGCCCCAGUGGAACCCUGAAUGUGGAGGAGUUCAAGAAGAUUUACGCCAAUUUCUUCCCCUAUGGUGAUGCCUCUAAGUUCGCUGAGCACGUCUUCCGAACUUUUGACACCAAUGGAGAUGGGACGAUAGACUUCCGGGAGUUCAUCAUUGCCUUGAGUGUCACAUCACGGGGCAAACUGGAGCAGAAGCUGAAAUGGGCCUUCAGCAUGUACGACCUCGAUGGAAACGGAUACAUCAGCCGCGAGGAGAUGCUGGAGAUUGUACAGGCCAUCUACAAGAUGGUGUCAUCUGUGAUGAAGAUGCCAGAGGAUGAAUCCACGCCGGAGAAGAGGACAGAUAAGAUCUUCAGACAAAUGGACCUCAAUAAUGAUGGCAAAUUGUCCCUGGAGGAGUUUAUCAAAGGUGCCAAAAGCGAUCCCUCCAUUGUCCGGCUACUCCAGUGUGACCCCAGCUCGGCCUCCCAGUUCUGAACUCCUGCCCGGCAACGACCCUUUCUUUCUCACCCUCUCUGUUGCUAUCGAACCAGUCACUCAAAUCAAUGCAUGAUGGUUCUCGUCUCUCAUAUCAUCAUAUUUUUUUGUUGUUGUGUACAAGGAUGGAGGAGGGAUUUGAAGGAGGAUAAGGAAAGUCAUCACUGUCAGUUUACUUUCGUUUUUAUAUUUGGGAAAAAUGAAGGGACACACAUACAUUCAAUGAUCAGUCGACAGAGGUGUCUGCUAAUGUUCCUGAAUAUCUCUCUCUCUCUCUGGAACAUCGGAUUUCCAGGGAGCUCGUGACAACUUUUUUUUUUUUUUUUGUUUGUUUGUUUUUUUGCAGGGUGGGGAUCGCGCAGUUUCUCCUCCAAUACUCAUGUAUAUCAUGUAUAUACUGUACGUCUAUGUAUAUCAUAAGAUGAAGUACAUUCAUCUUCAUGUAUGGUGCACACUCUCUGGCAUUGAAAGGCAGUAUUAUGUAGCGUAGCUUCCUGGUCUGAUCUGAAUGGGUGAUCGGAGGGGUUGGAGGUGGGUGGGGGGGAUUAUUGGGAUUUUACUGCUAUAUGAUGUUUCAUUGAGAAAAAGAAGGCCUAAGAUCCCAUUAGAUUUUUAUGGAUAUCUACUGGCAUUUUGUUGAUUUUAACAUUUUAAAUGUUUUUUUUUUCAUUUGUACAUAUUGUUUUCCUCCUUUAUGUUGUUUUAUUUAUUCAUUUUUAUUCUUAUUAUUGUGCUUUUACUUUGAUAUGUUGUUUAAGAUGACCAUAUUCCAGUUUACAGUGACAGAGAGAGAGAGAAAUUGUGAAUUAAGGCUGAUCUCUUUGGGAUUUGUGGUUUUGUUUAAGUGGAAGAAUAUGAAACUUUAGUGAAAUAAGGAGUUCCCAUAAUGCAUUUGAUCAAUGACACCAGUAGCACAUAUCGUUUGAGCCGCCAUGUGUUUAUAAAGUAUGGCUGUGCAUUUGGUCUGAAAGUGUGUGUGUGCAUGUGGAUAUGCACUGUAUGCUUGAGGCUAACUUUUACAGUAUUACCAUGUUGUGUUGUUUCUUAAUUUGUAAGUAUUUUAAAGUUCUUCUAUCAACGAGCAGUAAACUUAAGAUAGUUGUAACCUGUCACUAUACUGCAUGAUCCUACGAACCAGACAAUGAAAAAAAAACCCACAAAAACAUUUAACGCACAGCAGUAUAUCUUUUUGUAGCUCUGCAGCCUCCUCAGCACCGUACCAGGCAGAAAUGACUGAAUAUUUGUCUUGCUUUGGGACAAACCCUGACCCCACUCUCUUUUCCUCUGACAGACAGGAAAAAACCUCACUAAGGGCUCGUUCAUCACUCUCUAGCUGAAUGCUUUUAUAACCUCCUGGAUUAGUCUGCUUACAGAGCAGUAAAAUGAAGGGACAUGUUUCACAAGACAGGAGCAAGUUCAGACGCUUGCUCUGAUUUGGAUUUUCAGGGUUUUCCAGACUUAUGUAGUAAUCUGACAGAAACCAGUGGCCAUGUUUAUAUUAGCACAUAGAAAUCUUUAAUAUUUGGGAUACCUAUUCUAACAUAUUUGGAUUACAUAGAACACUUGGAGAUAUGGCAUCAAAUCAGCUUCUCUGAUUCUAAUGAAAUGUAAGACUUAAAGCUACUUUAAACUGUAUGAUAUUAGACUUUUAAAACACAGCCUUGACUAAAUAAAACAUUAAAAACCUCCAUCUGAAAUAGUGCACGUAUGUAAACAGAGCCACUGGUUGCAGCAGUGCCAGCGCCACUCUCAUAUCAUCUGUUUAAGGCCCCUAUUGCCAGAUCACUGUUGCCAUCUUCUGCUUUUGGUGAUCAAACACUCUACAAAUUCAGUGUGUGAAGUAGCUAACCAUUGGGCAGACUGAAAAAGAAAAUUACAGUUGAAGUAAAUCUGCAUAUUUAGUGGACUUGUUGCCUUGAUGUUAUCACUGAAGACACAGUUUGGGACAAAAAUACUAUUUUCAUUUCAAUCAAAAAUGUGUCUUUGUAUGACACACGACAAACUCAAGGGUUUUGACUGAAGAGCACUCCAAAAGCACUAGUAGAAUCUUUUAUCAUAAAACACUGCUGUUAUACUGGCAUUUCUGUAUUUUAUAGGCUGAUACCAAUUCUAUGUGUGUAUUUAGCAGUGGUGGAACGUAACUAAGUACAUUUUCUCAAGUACUGGACACAUAUCAGAACAAUACUACAGUACAUUACUUGAAUAUUUUAAUUGUAUGCUACCUAAUACUUCUUCUCCAUCACAUUAAGGCAAAUAUUGUACUUUACUGCAUUUAUCUGACAACUUGAGUUUAUUUUUCAGAUUAAGAUUUAACACACAAAAACUGAUUACUUCAUAAUAUAUGUAUUAGUAUAGAUUAAAGUACUCAAAAGUAGUAAAAGUAAUAAAAAUUAAAUUAAGCUCCACCUGAACUAACUACGACUUAAAAGUCCUGCUUACAUAUUAAUGCAUCAAUAAUAAUCAAAUAAUGUCAUACUGUAACACUGACUAAGGUCGAUCUCUGCAUAUUGAGUACUUGUACUUUUGAUACUUGAUAUUUAUUUCUGAUAUUUCUGUACUUCUGUAAGUGUAAUGACUUUUAUUUGUAAUGGGGUCUUUUUAUAGUGUGGUACUACUUCUUAUACCUAACUGAAUACUUCCUCCACCACUGGUAACUAGCGAAGCUGGCCAUGGCCUUACUGUACUCCUCCUCAGAGAACAAUGGACAAGAUACAGUAUUUAUUCUUACUGUUUUAGGAAAUCCCUCUCAAAUGGGACAUUGACAUUGACAUUUACACACUCUGGGAAAAGUGAGGAAUCAAACCCAAACACUUUAUCACACCUGGAUGAUUUCUCUGUCCGCCAAGUGAGAAUAAAAUAACCUUUUGUUCGCAGGUCAGAGAGGAAACUCCACCGUACCAGACUUAACUGACAAAAUCAAAAUUUUAAACAAGACCAAUAUCAGUCUGAAAUGUCAGUCUAAUUGUGAUUUACAUGUUGUGUUGCCCAACAUUUUACUACCUCACAAACUGAAUUGUGUGCAAUGGUGGCAAAGUGAGUUACCAAUCAGAGCCUGAGAGUCUGUGCUGGCGAUGCUGCAUCCACAUGACAUUAGACUGAUCUAAGGUUAACUUAACCAAACAUUUGCACAGGAGCUUCCUAACCAGCCGCACCUCUGCUUUGGAGAUCCUGUAGUGUCACUGCCUUCUGCUGGUAGGAUAAGGAAACAACAGUUGCUACCCCGUGAUCUAUUACAGUUCAACCCUUUUCUAUUCUCACUGCCUCUGAUAAACUGGUACCUUGUGUUGGAUAAAUACGCCCCCUUCUUUCUGCCCUCCUAACCUCUCUUUCCUUCCUUCCUAUUUUUUCUGUUGCAUGAAAACCUCACGUGAGGAUGUCAUGUUUGUUUCGUUGGACCUGAGAUCGCAAUAUACGAUAAGUGUUUCAAA
Molecule: messenger RNA, 4638 nt
Organism: Lates calcarifer (barramundi perch)
Lineage: Eukaryota; Metazoa; Chordata; Actinopteri; Centropomidae
Product: hippocalcin-like protein 1
Exons: 5
Coding region: 629-1210 (193 amino acids)
Molecular function (GO): calcium ion binding
Source: RefSeq, a predicted model, not a curated record